Messenger RNA from Striga hermonthica, 939 nucleotides. NCBI's taxonomy places the organism in Eukaryota, Viridiplantae, Streptophyta, Magnoliopsida, Lamiales, Orobanchaceae. The record is from the annotation of a GenBank genome assembly.
AUGGGGAAUAAAUUGGGGAGGAGGAGGCAGGUGGUGGACGAGAAGUACACUAGGCCUCAGGGGUUGUACCAACACAAGGAUGUGGAUCACAAGAAGCUCAGGAAGUUGAUUCUCGACUCAAAGCUGGCACCUUGUUACCCUGGUGAUGAUGACUGUGGAUGCGAACUCGAGGAGUGUCCUAUUUGCUUCUUGUAUUAUCCAAGUCUGAAUCGGUCAAGAUGUUGCUUGAAAGGCAUUUGUACUGAGUGUUUUUUGCAGAUGAAGACUCCCAAUUGCACCAGACCUACUCAAUGUCCGUUUUGCAAAACAUCAAAUUAUGCUGUUGAGUAUCGAGGUGUCAAGACGAAGGAGGAGAAAGGCCAGGAGCAACUUGAAGAACAACGAGUUAUAGAAGCCAAAAUAAGGAUGAGACAACAAGAAAUUCAAGAUGAAGAGGAAAGAAUGCUUAAACAAAGAGAACUCAGGUCUUCCAGCAGUAUGAUAGGACCAACCGAGGUUGACCAUUGCUCGACUCUAGCACCAUCUUUUGCAUCUGCAAUUGAGAGUGAAGAAAUUGUUGCUUCCCAUGAGGGCAUGGCAAUUAGGCCAUCUCCACGCCGAAGGCAAAAUAGGGAGGACGAGUUUGACCUUGAUCUCGAGGACAUCAUGGUAAUGGAAGCUAUUUGGCUUUCUAUUCAGGAAAACGGGAGGCGCCAGGAUCAUCCGCCCUACAGCGAUGAAUCCCAAACCGAACAAUGCAUAGCGGACGAUCGUAGCCCCUCGCCUUCCGGUGGUCUAGCAUCUGUUUGUGGGCCACAGGACGAGAGCCAAUGUGGGCCCAGGCCCGUUGGGGGCCCGAUUAGGCCCGAGAGCUUCGAGGAGCAGAUGAUGCUGGCAAUGGCUGUAUCAGUGACCGACACCCGAGCGAGGAACUCUCCACCUGGCGUUGCUUGGCAGUAG